Messenger RNA from Leptomonas pyrrhocoris, 921 nucleotides. RefSeq names its product putative mitochondrial glycosyltransferase family-like protein. The record is from RefSeq and is a predicted model, not a curated record. The transcript has a single exon. NCBI's taxonomy places the organism in Eukaryota, Euglenozoa, Kinetoplastea, Trypanosomatida, Trypanosomatidae. Bases 94 to 921 code for a protein of 275 amino acids.
AGUUGAAACUGGGUCUAUAGAAUGUGAAGGAGCCUUCGCAGCGAAAGAGGCAGUACGAUCCAGCAGCGAAUAAAUACGGCAGAGACAAGCGCGAUGUUGCGGGUAAGUGCGUGUCGGCGCGCCAUCUUCGACGCCUGCUACGUCCUCAACCUCGAUCGCCGCCCCGAUCGCUGGGCACACGCGCAGCGCCAAAUCGCGCGCGCCAAGCUGCAAAAGUUUUUCAAGCCGCACGUUGACGUCACUCGUGUGAGCGGGGUGGACGGGGCGACCCUCGACGUGGCGGAGCUGCACCGCAGCGGCGUCCUCACCGACCUGGGCUACGAGCGUUAUCAACUUCCUACGGCGCAGAAGCUGUUUGGUAUGGACUUGACGAACGGCGCGAUUGGCUGUGCGCUGGGGCACCGUGCGGUGUGGCAGCGUGUGGUGGCGGCGCAACAAAGGUGCGCGCUCGUGCUAGAGGACGACGUGGAGUUUCACCACCGCUUCGCCCGGCAGCUGCAGGAGCGGUGGACGCGCGUGCCGGCAGACUGGGGUGUGGUGCACCUCGGUGGACUGGACCUGCUCGCUGCCGGCAAGCCGCCCCGACCCUACGUCGCGGAGGGCGUGCGGCUUGCCUAUCAGGGUCACCGGGAGCUGACGGCGUACGUCGUGCACGCCGCGGCGGCGCAGCGUUGUUUGGACUUGUCACUGCCCAUGACGUGGCAGGUGGACACGCACAUCAGCAGCUGCCUCGCCGACGACCCAAAGGCGCAGGACAAGUACAUUUGCGACCCAAAAAUGUACGUCUUCCAGCCCUCGCUGGUCAUUCAGCUCACCUCUCUCGGCACCGAUGUGCAGAAGAAGGCGGCGGCCAACCCGGCCUUGGAGGAUGCGGCACGCCGCAUGCGGGAGUUCAUCGGCGGUGGGACGUCCGUGCGUUGA